Triticum aestivum (bread wheat) is the source of this 1145-nucleotide messenger RNA. RefSeq lists its product as uncharacterized. The coding region runs from base 473 to 865 and encodes 130 amino acids. The transcript has 4 exons. NCBI's taxonomy places the organism in Eukaryota, Viridiplantae, Streptophyta, Magnoliopsida, Poales, Poaceae. The record is from RefSeq and is a predicted model, not a curated record.
UCUACAGCCCAAUGCAUCCACCGCAAUUUGCUCUCCCGUAAACUCAGCCUCCUUUUGCGUUGCACAUCUCACCCUCCCUCCUAUUCUUAUCUGCCGCCGCCUUGGAUCGAGCUCCGGCAUGGGAGACGACUCGAUGCCUGCCACCACGCCGCUCCUAGAGGGCGCCGCCGCACGCCAGCAGUGCCUCGAUAGAACCCGCCGCCGGCUGUGCCCAGCCAGUCUCCUCUGAUCAUCCACAUCAGCUUCGCCAAGCCGUGGCUACCCUCCACACCCCACCCCGCGCCGUUGCAGGGCCACCAAGAAGCUCGCUGCUACCCGUCGGGCAACCCCUCCCCCAGCAGGCAUGGCGCCUCCUCUUCUCCAUUGACCCCCUCCAUAUUCCACUUGCUAGCGCGGCGAUCCAUACCACAGUGCGCGGGUCUCACACACCACAAGAAACAAGAUGGAGUGACCAUCACAGUGAUUAACGACGAUGCAGGCACAACCCCACGCGAAUGAGAGAAGGCGUCCUACCCGCGGCAUACUGCAGGAGCCCAAUCUUUCCUGUCGCACUGCCAUGAAGACCCCUGCCGUUGUCCUCACCGGUGCAUCCAUUCCAUCUAAUAAUUGGGAGCCUAAUGCAGGGGUCAUUCUUUCAUGCGACAACUAUCAUGUACCUGGUCAAGAGGCAGAGCAAUGUGAGGAUAAUUUCAAAAGAGCAUACGCUCAUCUAUCAGAGACUGGUCCAACUGAGAUAAGAAGCAAAUCAUCUGGAGCCAAAACACCUGAUGGCAGAUCAAUCAGCUUCAGAACAGACAGGCUACUCCGACAGAGUUCAUUGACUCUCAAGAAAUGGAUGAAGAAGGACAAGUUUUUUAUGGAAUAGUUUCCUAAGUGUACCCAUGACUGGCACAUAUACAAGGAGCAACAACAACGAGACUAUGAUAGAUGAAGUCUGGCAUGAUUUUUGUUAGACCUACGGUAGUGUUGUUUUGGUCAAAGUUGAGAAAGGACGGAAGGAUGACAACAUGUUCCUAAUAGUUGAUGUCAUCGAAAAGUGAAAGACAUUUUUUAACAGCAUACAUGUUUAUAUUUUUUCCCUUUUUUUAAAAAAAUAUAUUUUAUUUAUUUAUUUCCUUUUUUUCACUUUUUUGUAUGAACUAUUU